Molecule: messenger RNA, 1215 nt
Organism: Daphnia pulicaria
Lineage: Eukaryota; Metazoa; Arthropoda; Branchiopoda; Diplostraca; Daphniidae
Product: ankyrin repeat domain-containing protein 6-like
Exons: 2
Coding region: 36-1214 (392 amino acids)
Molecular function (GO): protein binding
Source: RefSeq, a predicted model, not a curated record
AACGAUUACACUACGCAUACGAUCUUGUUACCAAUAUGUUAAAAAAUCAAGCUGAUCGAAUAUCUUCAUCAAAUAUUGUUGAGAGACUCAAAUCAGAAAAAUAUAAGCUUGCAGAAAAAGAAAAGGAACUUUUUGAACUAUGUAAAAUAAGAUACCCAGCUACUUCCAGAAUUUUUCCUUCAACAAAUCAAAACGAAAAGUUAAAAACCUUGAUCCAGCAGGGAGUUGAUGUGAAUAAGAAAAACAAAGACGGAAACAACGCACUGCAUGUAUUGUGUCUUAAUAAUUCAAGCGAAAGAUUAAUCGACACAAUCAAAUUAUUAAUCCAACUCGGGAUCAACGUCAAUGAGAAAAACAACAACGGAAGCAACGCACUCCAUUUAUUGUGUUGUCGUAAUUCAAGCGAAAGAUUAAUCGACGCAAUCAAAUUGUUAAUUCAACUCGGGAUCGACGUCAACGAGAAAAACCACAAGGGAUUCAACGCACUGCAUUAUUUGUGUCUUAAUAAUUCAAGCAAAAAAUUAAUCGACGCAAUCAAAUUGUUAAUCCAACUCGGGAUCGACGUCAAUGAGAAAGACAACGACGGAAGAAACGCACUCCAUUACUUGUGUUGUAAUAAUUCAAGCGAAAGAUUAAUAGACGCAAUCAAAUUAUUAAUCCAACUCGGGAUCUACGUCAACGAGAAAAACCAAAACGGAAGCAAUGCACUACAUUACUUAUGUCAAUUUAAUUCCAGCGAAAGAUUAAUCGACGUAAUUAAAUUAUUCAUCAAACACGGGUUGGUCGUUGACAGGAAAGACAAAGACGGAGACAACGCACUACAUUUAUUGUGUUGGAAUAAUUCAAGUGAAAGAAUAAUCGACGCAAUCACAUUAUUAAUCCAACUCAGGUUCGACAUUAAUGAGAAAAACCAAAACGGAAGCAACGCACUCCAUUAUUUGUGUCAAUAUAAUUCAAGUGAAAGAUUAAUUGACGCAAUCAAAUUAUUAAUCCAAUUUGGGAUUGACGUCAACGAGAAAGACAACGACGGAAGAAACGCACUCCAUUUAUUGUGUCAAUAUAAUUCAAGUGAAAGAUUAAUUGACGCAAUCAAAUUAUUAAUCCAACUUGGGAUCGAAGUCAGAGGCAUCGACGUACAAUCAAUAUUACGGGAAAACGAAACUAGAAAUUAUCAAGAUAUCAUACAACUCUUCGACGAAGCAUCUCUUACAUAAA